AUGGAGACCAGGGAGGACAAAUCCCCACGGCAGAACCUCAUGGAAGAGGCUGUUUUGAGUGGCUCCAUGGCACAGGAAUCCAAUGGGGAUGAAAAGACACAGAGAUCCCAUAGGAUGAGGGGCUCUGAGAAGGAAAGACCCCCCCUGUGCCAGGAAGAUGGACAGAUCUUCAGCCAGAACUUGGAGCUGGUGGCCCAUGAGCAGCUUCAUGAUGGGGAGAAGCCCUACAAGUGCUUGGAGUGUGGGAAGAGCUUCAGGCAGAGGAGCAUCCUGAUCAGCCACCAGAUGAUCCACACUGGGGAAUUGCUCUACGAGUGUGGGGAAUGUGGGAAGGGCUUCAGCUACAGAUCCACCCUUGUGACCCACCAACGCAUCCACACUGGGGAGAGGCCCUAUGAAUGUGUUGAGUACAAGAAGCUGAGGAUGGAGACAAGGGAGGCCAAAUCUUCACAGCAGAACCUUAUCGAAGAAGCCAUUUUGAGUGGCUCCAGGGCACAGGAAUCCAAUGGGGAAGAAAAGCCCCAGAGAUUCCAUAGGAUGAGUGGCUCCAAACCCAGGCCCCAGAGUGCUCCAAACCCAAUGCCCCAGGCUCCAAACCCAAACCCAGAGUGCUUUGAGGAGGAAAGACCCACCCUGAGCCAGGAAGGUGGACAGUGCUUCAGCCAGAUCUCAGAGCUGGUAGUCCAUGAGCAGCUUCAUGAUGGGGAGAAGCCCUACAAGUGCUUGGAGUGUGGGAAGAGCUUCAGGCACAGCAGCACCCUGAUCCGCCACCAGAUGAUCCACACCAGGAAAUGGCCCUAUGCGUGUGGGGAAUGUGGGAAGGGCUGCAGCUGCAGCUCAGAACUGAUCAUCCACCAACGCAUCCACACUGGGGAGAGGCCCUAUGAGUGCCCCACGUGUGGAAAGAUGUUUUCCACCAGCUCCAAUCUCCUCCUGCAUGAGCGGAUUCACACGGAUGAGAGGCCCUUCCGCUGCCCUGACUGCGGGAAGGGCUUCAAGCAAAAUUCCCACCUCAUCACCCACCGGCGCAUCCACACUGGGGAGAG
Molecule: messenger RNA, 1046 nt
Organism: Onychostruthus taczanowskii (white-rumped snowfinch)
Lineage: Eukaryota; Metazoa; Chordata; Aves; Passeriformes; Passeridae
Product: zinc finger protein 551-like
Exons: 2
Source: RefSeq, a predicted model, not a curated record